Thamnophis sirtalis is the source of this 1242-nucleotide messenger RNA. RefSeq names its product zinc finger CCHC-type containing 9 (gene ZCCHC9). Gene Ontology annotation, cellular component: nucleolus. Lineage: Eukaryota; Metazoa; Chordata; Lepidosauria; Squamata; Natricidae. Gene Ontology annotation, molecular function: zinc ion binding; nucleic acid binding. The record is from RefSeq and is a predicted model, not a curated record.
CCGCUCUUUCCUUUACAGGCUGUAGUUUUCGACUGUUCUGGAGGCGUUUUGUCGCAUUGGUGCCCGCACUUUCUGUUCUCGGUGCGCAACUGCGUGGUGCGGAAAAGGCCUUCCGGACAAUCAGAUACGCCGCGCGGAAGAUAAAAUGGAGUUACUCCUAUAAUCUGGAUCAGCCUAAAUUCUGGGAACUAAGUUUUAGGAAGCUCCUCUGGCGCUCAUCGGCUUCCCCGGAAAGUUUGGGCUCUGUACAGCUCAUUUCAUCGGUAUCUUUAGGCAGGCUGGUCAUCUGAGAAGAGGAACAGAAGGCCCGGAUCUUCAGUGGCUCCUUUCAGUAAACAUGUGGAUUUUGUAGGAAGAUUUGGAUGAAGCCAUGACAAGAUGGGCUCGAGCAAGGGUCACACAUAACAAGAAAGCCCUAGAUGCAACACCAUGGGAUGAUCUGAAAAAUGGGGCUGCUGGAACUGUAGAAACAAAUAAAAGGCAGAACUCUUCAGAUAGAUUUUCUUUCAAGAACAACCAAGUGAAAAAGAAAAAUAAGAAGAAAAAAGAUUACCUGAAUGAAGAUGUCAAUGGCUUUAUGGAAUACUUAAAACAGAACUCACAGAUGUUGCACAAUGGCCAGUUGAUUGAUAGUCAUCAGGCAGAGGAAGAAAUAGCAACAGCUUUGAAAAAGGACAACCGGCGAGAACAGAGGAGAGUAAAGCGCCAGGAAAUUAAGAAGAAUAUAAUGGUUUGCUUCCACUGUCGAAAACCAGGCCAUGGGGUUGCAGAUUGUCCAGCUGUCCUUGAAAGCCAAGACAUGGGAACAGGAAUUUGUUACCGAUGUGGCUCUACUGAACAUGAAAUUAACAAAUGCAAAGCCAAACUAGAUCCAGCUCUUGGGGAAUUUCCAUAUGCCAAAUGCUUUAUUUGUGGGGAAAUGGGCCAUCUCUCAAGGUCCUGUCCUGAUAAUCCUAAAGGGCUUUAUGCUGAAGGAGGAUCUUGUCGAAUUUGUGGAUCUGUGGAGCACUUUAAAAGAGACUGUCCAGAAAAUCAAAACUCAGAUCGAGCAGCAACCGUUGGCCGGUGGAUGAAAGGAAUGAGUGCAGAUUAUGAAGAAGUUCUAGAAAAUCCUGGGCCACAAAAAGGAAAACCAAAAGUACCUAAGAUUGUUAACUUUUGACCAUUACUUUUGUUUUUUUCUAUAAUACUUCUCAAUAUAUGACUUAAAAUAAAAACUGCAAGCUUUUGGAGAUCCCAAAA